GACCGUAAUUUCUCAAUGGGGUUUCCCGGAGAGUUACACAACCAGUUCUAUAAAUAGAGUUACAUUUAUGAAACAUACCCAUAUCUCAUCUCAUCGAAUAGAUAUUAUCAUAACCUCUUCUCUACACAUCUUUUCCCAUGGAAAAUAAGAAGAUGCCUCUCUCCCUUGAUGUUAAGGAUGUUGUGAUUGUUAAACCAUCCAAGCCUACACCUUGUCAUAUUCUCCCACUUUCCUCCAUUGACAGCAACCCUGAUCUCAACAUUCUCUGCCACACCAUUUAUGUGUACCAGGCAAAUCCUGAUUCCCCAAAUGGCCAACUAGACCCUGCUCAUGUGAUCAAAGAAGCCCUCUCAAAGGCUUUGGUUCACUAUUAUCCCCUUGCAGGGAAGAUAACAGCACUUGAUGAUGGAAAACUUGGAAUAACAUGCAAUGCCGAUGAUGAUGGAGUACCAUUCUUGGAAGCAACUGCUAACUGUAACCUCUCUUCUCUUCACUAUCUUGAAGGGAUUGAUGUUCCAACAGCACAGAAAUUUGUGUAUGAUAACCCUUCAAAAGACCAAACUAGUGAACAUCUCUUGGUUUUCAAGGUGACCAAGUUCCAAUGUGGGGGUUUCACAGUUGGAAUGGGCUUGUCCCACACCGUUUGUGAUGGGUUUGGUGCAUCUCAGUUCUACAGAGCCCUGUCUGAACUUGCAAGUGGAAAAAAAUGUGAGCCUUCACUGAAACCUGUGUGGGAAAGAGAGAGACUAAUUGGGACAGUUCUUAAGGAACCUCUCCAAUUUCCCAUUGAUAAAGCUUCAAUGGCAGCUUCACCAUUUUGGCCAACUACUGAGAUUUCUCAUGAAUGCUUCAACCUUAAUGGUGAGAGCAUUCAAAGACUCAAAUUGGAACUGAUGAAGGAAAGUGAGAGUGAAAGUGUGAAGGAAAGCUUCACAACUCUUGAAACACUUGGUGCCUAUGUUUGGAGGUCAAGGGCUAGAGCUUUGAAACUGAACACUGAUGGGGAAACUCUGUUUUGUUUAGCAGUGGGGGUGAGACACCUAUUGGAUCCACCUUUGCCUGAAGGGUAUUAUGGGAAUGCUUUUGUGGCUUCAAAUGUGGUGCUAACAGUGAAAGAACUUGAUGAAAAGCCACUGUCAGAGGUCCUGAAGCUCAUCAAAGAGAGUAAGAAGCUUCCUUCUAAUAAGGAAUACAUAAAAAACUCAGUCAACAUGUUGGAGACAAUGAGGAAAUUGGGGAUUAGGGUUCAAGCAACAGGUGCAUCAGUGGUAUUGACAGAUUGGAGGCAACUGGGUUUGUUGGAAGAAGUGGAUUUUGGAUGGAAGGGUUCAGUGAAUAUAGUGCCAGUUCCAUGGAACAUGUUUGGAUUUGUGGAUUUGUGCCUUUUCUUGCCUCCUAGUAAGUUGGAUCAUUCAAUGAAAGGAGGGGUUAGGGUCUUUGUGUCCCUCCCCAAAGCAUCCAUGCCCAAGUUUAAGGAGGAAAUGGAGGCCCUCAAGGAAAGUGAUGAGGGUAUCAUCUAGCCAUGAAAAUUGAAAACUCAGAUUAUUUCUUCUUUUUAAGUUCUGUCAGUGUGCUAAUUUUCGUUUUGCUUUUUACUAAGCAAUGUCACCCUACUUGUAAUAAUCUUCACAUUUUUGUUCUUUUACUAUGCUAAUUUCCAUUAAGAAAUGUUUGAUUGACUAAACAGUCUGGACGACCAUUUAUUAUUAAUUGAAUAAUUUAUCUGAUAUUCAGUAGUUUAA
Messenger RNA from Lotus japonicus, 1742 nucleotides. RefSeq names its product spermidine coumaroyl-CoA acyltransferase-like. The transcript has a single exon. NCBI's taxonomy places the organism in Eukaryota, Viridiplantae, Streptophyta, Magnoliopsida, Fabales, Fabaceae. The record is from RefSeq and is a predicted model, not a curated record. The coding region runs from base 138 to 1520 and encodes 460 amino acids.